CCUCUAUCUCCAUUCACAACUUGCAGUUUCAUUUCCCAAGAGAAAGAAAAGAAAAACAAGUGCCAGUGGCAGCAGUGCUUGUUUUCAUUCUUUCUCUCUACCUUUUUAUCUUCAACAUCCAAGAAAACCAAUUCCCACCGUCUCAACCAGAUCAAAACCACCUCUCUUUCUUCUUCAUUUUAUCUAAAAAUGGGUAGUCUUAACACAGAAGAUGUUCUUGAACACAGUUCAGCUUUCGGUGCAACAAACCCAUUAGACCCAGAAGAAUUCAGAAGACAAGGUCAUAUGAUAAUCGACUUCUUAGCUGAUUAUUACAGAGAUGUCGAGAAAUAUCCAGUUCGAAGUCAAGUAGAACCCGGUUAUCUACGUAAAAGAUUACCAGAAACAGCUCCAUACAAUCCAGAAUCUAUCGAAACGAUUCUUCAAGAUGUGACGAGUGAGAUUAUUCCAGGGUUAACACAUUGGCAAAGUCCUAAUUACUAUGCUUAUUUCCCUUCCAGUGGUUCCGUUGCUGGAUUCCUCGGUGAAAUGCUUAGUACUGGUUUUAAUGUCGUUGGUUUUAACUGGAUGUCUUCACCUGCUGCUACAGAACUCGAGAGUAUUGUUAUGGAUUGGUUCGGCAAAAUGCUUAACCUUCCAAAAUCAUACUUGUUCUCUGGUACCGGUGGUGGAGUUUUACAGGGAACUACUUGUGAAGCUAUCUUAUGUACAUUAACAGCUGCAAGAGACAGAAAGUUGAACAAAAUCGGUCGUGAACAUAUCGGAAGAUUAGUUGUUUAUGGAUCUGAUCAGACUCACUGUGCACUACAGAAAGCUGCUCAGAUUGCAGGAAUCAACCCCAAGAACUUCCGUGCUGUUAAGACGUUUAAAGCUAAUUCAUUCGGAUUAGCAGCUUCAACUCUAAGAGAAGUUAUUCUUGAAGAUAUUGAAGCCGGGUUGAUCCCUCUGUUUGUAUGUCCAACGGUCGGAACUACAUCAUCGACUGCAGUGGAUCCAAUCGGUCCUAUCUGUGAAGUGGCGAAAGAAUACGAAAUGUGGGUUCACAUCGACGCAGCUUACGCUGGAAGUGCAUGUAUCUGUCCCGAGUUUAGACACUUUAUCGACGGAGUGGAGGAAGCUGAUUCAUUCAGUCUCAAUGCGCAUAAAUGGUUUUUCACAACUUUGGAUUGUUGUUGUCUUUGGGUUAAAGAUCCAAGUUCCCUGGUUAAAGCUCUUUCCACAAAUCCUGAGUACUUGAGAAACAAAGCUACAGAGUCAAGACAGGUCGUUGACUACAAAGACUGGCAGAUCGCACUCAGUCGCCGAUUCCGAUCCAUGAAGCUUUGGAUGGUUUUACGUAGCUAUGGUGUGACUAAUCUGAGAAAUUUCUUGAGGAGUCACGUUAGAAUGGCAAAGACAUUUGAGGGUCUCGUUGGUGCGGAUAGGAGAUUCGAAAUUACUGUGCCUAGGACGUUCGCUAUGGUCUGCUUCCGCCUUUUACCCCCAACAACCGUAAAGGUAUGCGGUGAAAAUGGAGUACACCAGAAUGGAAACGGGGUCAUUGCAGUACUACGCAAUGAAAAUGAAGAAUUAGUCCUUGCUAAUAAGCUGAAUCAAGUGUAUUUAGAGACGGUCAAUGCAACAGGUAGUGUUUAUAUGACACAUGCGGUCGUCGGAGGUGUCUACAUGAUUCGGUUCGCAGUCGGUUCGACCUUGACAGAGGAACGCCAUGUUAUUCAUGCUUGGGAGGUUUUGCAAGAGCAUGCAGAUCUGAUUCUUAGUAAGUUCGAUGAAGCAAAUUUUUCAAGUUAAGUAAAUAUUUCGCGUAUCUUGUGGUUGACACUUCAGACCAGAGAAGCUGCAUUUGAUGGUGAACGGUGGCAAUUGAAAAUCUAAUAAAAUCGUUCGCUAGCAUCUAUAAAGUUGGAACAAAGAAUAAAAAAAGAAUGAAAGAAAAGAAAAUGGAAGAUAGUUGUUGAGAGGGGGAAGUAAUUUUGGUUUGGUUCUUUACUUAAGAAAUAUUUCUUAGGUUUAAAUUUAUUAUUUAUUCAAGUUCAAUUUUUAUUUUAUUUUUUCAAUGAAUUAAUGUAUCAAUUUUCGUCAUUAUUUUUGUAAUGUAGAUUUGUACCAAAGUUGUUCAUCAGUAAAUGAGAUACUAUCAAUUAUGUUUA
Papaver somniferum (opium poppy) is the source of this 2150-nucleotide messenger RNA. Its product is annotated as tyrosine/DOPA decarboxylase 3. The transcript has a single exon. Gene Ontology annotation, biological process: amino acid metabolic process. Lineage: Eukaryota; Viridiplantae; Streptophyta; Magnoliopsida; Ranunculales; Papaveraceae. Bases 190 to 1791 code for a protein of 533 amino acids. The record is from RefSeq and is a predicted model, not a curated record. Gene Ontology annotation, molecular function: pyridoxal phosphate binding; carboxy-lyase activity.